AUUUAGAUUUGAUCUUUCAACUAAAUAAACUCAAUUACUUAUUAUAUUAUCACUAUUAUUCAUUCAUCAAGUAUUUUCCCCUUUGUUUUUAUCAUAAAUGGUAAAAUUGUGCGUGUAUUUUUCUCAAAUAGCAUGUAAGAGUGGGUCGACCCGCCCCGCCUCAUUUCCGCGAGGGUAUUACCCGCCCCGACCCGUUGACUCGACUCUACUGUCACCCUAGGAAUUGGCCAAGUGUAACCACUUCCUAAAGCGUAGUAUAGCGGGUUUGGGUUUAAUUAUCAACCCGGGUCCUAGAUUUGAUGACUACUCAGUGAAUUCUUGUUAUCGAGCAAUGAAACUGGAAUGCAAGUCUAAACUACCAAACAAACAAAGCAAGUAAACUGUUGUAUUCAGGUUAAAGAGGUCACCCGGAUAUGGUUCCCCCUAGACUGCAGUUAAGCCGGAUUGUAAUUACCAAGUCAGUUUCUAUGAUAGUUAUACUGCGGAAGGUUCUUAAACAGCCUGAAGUCUCGACUAAAGGUCUUCAGACCCUCUCAAUCUGAGUCUCUAGCGGGCGACUAACCUCCACCGGAGUAAACAGAUUGAGGCCCUAAGAACAAAACCUCCACUACCGGAGUAAAUCCGGUACAGAAUAGUGAGUUGGCUCCUCGACUAAAGUCACCAACUCCCUACCUUCAAUCAAGGAUACUCUAUUAACCUAGGCAGAUAUUCUCAUUCUAGGUUAAAGCAGAAACAACAUGAAUUUGAUCAGGAUUCAAGUCAUUCAAUCAUUAAAACCUCAAUCGAAUAUAAUCAAUCACAGAAUCAGUACUUGUGUUCAUACAAUCAAAGCCUAACAUACAAAUCUAGGGUUCUCCAUACCCAGAUGAAUGGGAGAACUACUCCAUGGAGAAGAAAGCAAAAGCAGAAUCAGACACGGAAUUCAUACUGCGAAGGAUGGAUUCCUGCUUCUGGACGUUGAUUGACACUUCUCCAAGCUCAAACUGGCCUCCAAUGGUGUUGAAGAUCAAUCUAGGGCACUUGGGAACUCUUGCUCGUCACUUUCUCUCUCUAGAAGUCGUUCUAUCUCUCAAAAACUCGAAUCCCCCUUGAGUUGUGGCUGAAAAUCUGCUUAAAAGCAUCAGUGGCCAAAACACGGUCGAGGGCACGGCCGUGCUUUGCCUGACUCCGCCCGUGUUUCGGCCAGUGUUUAAUUACACGGCCAGUAGCUGGUGGAAACACGGCUGUGCUUCGCGAUGUACACGGCCGUGCUUUGACUGAACACGGCCGUGCUUCAGUGCCCGUGUUUGCAACUGAAUUGGCCAAACCAAAUUUGCUCUCGGCAUAAAAAGCACGGCCAGCAGUACACGGCCGUGUAAUGCCUUAGGCUGCCCGUGUUUUGGCUCCAGCUCACCGAAAUGACUUCCGAAUGCCCCGAAACUCGCGCUCAGCCUUCCCUUUGACACCUGGGACCUGAAACAUGACAAAAUAGCACAACCCGGCGUAAAAUAGGCCACAACACACGACUAUGCCCCUUCAAACGGAUAAGAACUAGGGCCGCAAACAUGUGCAAUUACAUCGUUAUCACUCGUACUAGCGUGAAGCGGGAUAUGGGUAUCGAGGUACCCGCCCCGCCGCGACCUAUUGCCAUCACUGUGCAGCUAACUUGAUGUUGGUGCUGUGAAGUUGGCAUUAGUAAUAUCAUCAUAAUGAUGGCACCCACCUACCUACGGUACAUUACUACAUCUCCACUUUCAGAACUAAGAAAAGGGCAAACAGACAAAAAGGGAGGCGGGACGUGGGGGAGAAUGCAACUAGGCGAAGAAGAAGCGGCGUCAUGGCAAUGUCUACAAAACAAAUCAUCAUGUGAAAGCGAAAAUCUAACUAAGGGGCCAUUUACUGAAAUGGUCACUCAACUUGGAUCUUAACCAAACAAUGACAUUCAAGUUUGACAUAACUAGCAUUGUAAUCAUUCAGUUUGGUUUUGUCUAAACUUACCUAGAUCGAGAGACUCUGAUGAGAUAAAUAGAACGAACCAUUUUGGUACAUAAUCGAUCCAAUGCAUGUUUGUUAUUUGACCCCCAAUUUUAUGCAAAUUAUCUUUUUGACCGGUGCCUCACAACAGGGGGAGGGUGGAAGAGUAGGAGUCGAGCUUUACGAGUGUUCGUAACUAGGAUUUCUGUAUUCAAAGUGUGAUGCCCCACAGCUAUUCAAUCAAACAUUAUUAUGAGUCGUUUGGAUGAGUGAAUCAAAAGAUGUGAGACAAGAGUUCAUUUUGUUCACAUAACGUUCACGUACUAUCCAUGGACAGUCCACUACAUGUGUUUUUCUAGAUAAAUAGUGCAUAUGCUCACAUCCAAACAACUCUAAUAUGCUCAACCACUUCUCGUCCCCUCUCUGCGUUGGACAAUAGUGUCUAUAAGACAGUUCUAUUGAAUGAGCGAGUUCACUGAUCUGAACGACUUUGACAGACAAACCGGAUGAAAUGGAUGAAGUGACUAUGUUAGGUUAGUAACUCUUCAUUCUUAAUACAAAUUUGUUAGGAAAUCAAAGUUCAAUGACUGAUUUCUUAAAGUCCUGAUAAUUGGAUGACCAAUUGAUUGACUCCAAAAAAAGGAAUGCUGUUGUUACUUGUACAGACGUCAGCAGAAUACAGGGCGGGAAAGCGGGAGCAACAUUCCAGCGCGGGAGAGCAAACCACUGAAUCAUCUCCUUCACUUCGUAACAACCCCUCUCCCUCAUUCAUCCCACCUUCAAUCUGAUCGCCUCCUCAAUCGGCCUGUAGAAUUAAAGCAAGCCCCUUUAAAGAAAUCAAAACCGAACAAACUCACAAAGAAAGGAUCAGAAGAAAACCCAAAACGGCUUUUGGCCCCUCUCCCCCCUUCUCCUAGAUUGGGCAAUGGAUCAUCACUAAUAUUUGGAUUAGCAUUCAAUUGCUAAUAAAAUUUGAAAUUAAGAAAUUCCGUGAUUGGAUGCUGACUCACCACCUGAUAACAACGCCCAAACAAAAUAUCCAGAUAGAAGAAGAUCUUACCAGCUGGACUCUGCCCUCUUGGCUUUCCCCUGCCUCUAUAAGAAAAUCCAACGAAAUUUCAUAACCAGAGACGCGUCUCUCUUUUUCUUUGCACCCUUUAUUACCUCCCUCUCUUUGUCCUUCCUCCUUCGUCGUCCUUACCCACCACCAAAGUUUUGUUCGUUUGUUUCUCUCCCGGUUUCGCGAAAUUGGGGUUCCGUUUUGAUUCCUCAGAGAACAGAGAAAUGGCGGAAGGGGUGAUUGAGCACAGAUCCUAUGCGCGGGUCGGCCUAUUGGGUAAUCCGAGUGACGUCUAUUUCGGGAGGACCAUCUCUUUCAGCCUUUCCAAUUUCUGGGCCACCGUCGUUCUUCGGCCUUCCGACGAACUCGUCAUCACUCCCCACCCCAAGCAUGAUCUCGUCAAUUUCUCCUCCCUUGAUCACCUGGUGAAUCGGCUGCAGAGUGAAGGUUACUAUGGAGGAGUCAGGUUGCUAAUGGCGAUCUGUAAAGUUUUCUACAAUUACUGCAGGGAGCAUAAGAUCUCCCUUCAUCAGCGCAAGUUUGCUCUUUCUUAUGACACCAACAUUCCUCGGCAGGCAGGACUAUCUGGAUCAAGUGCUAUAGUAUCUGCAGCACUGAACUGCCUGUUGGACUUCUACAAAGUCAGGGACCAGAUCAAGGUUGAAAUCAGGCCGAAUCUCGUGUUAAGCGCUGAGAAAGAGCUGGGGAUCGUGGCUGGCCUUCAAGAUCGAGUGGCCCAGAUCUAUGGCGGCCUCGUUUACAUGGAAUUUUCACAGGAGCACAUGGAUAAGUUGGGACAUGGGAUCUAUACACCCAUGGAUAUUAACCUCCUCCCACCUCUUCACCUUGUAUAUGCCGAGAACCCGAGUGAUUCUGGGAAGGUGCAUAGCACGGUUAAGCAAAGGUGGCUUGAUGGAGACAAGUUCAUAAUAACAACAAUGGCCGAAGUUGCAGAUCUUGCAUUACAUGGAAAAACUGCUAUCCUGGAGAAGAACUACUCGAAACUUGCAGAGCUCAUGAAUCGUAACUUCGAUCUUCGAAGGAGCAUGUUUGGCGAUGAUGUGAUUGGUGCUUUAAACAUAAAAAUGGUGGAAGCAGCACGGAAGGUGGGAGCCGCUUCCAAAUUUACAGGCAGCGGAGGUGCUGUGAUUGUGUUUUGCCCAAACGGCCAAUCACAGGUUAAGCUCCUGGAGGAAGAAUGUCGAAAAGCUGGAUUCAUUGUUGAGCCUGUGAAAAUUGCUCAGUCCAAUCUUUCACGAGGGUGAUCUCAAGAUUGCUUGCUGAAUUAGCAGAAAUUUCAGAGCAGCAGCUAAAAGAAGCUUUGUAGUUAGUUCUCUCUGGAUAUGAUAAUUCAUCUGUUUGUUCCAAAUUAUAGCUUUAUCAUUCGAGAUUAAGUAGAACAGUUGUUGCUGUGGAUGCACACAUGAUAUGCAAUUGAAACCCCACUAGCACCAAAAUUCUUUUGUCAAGACAUUAAGAAAGAAGAGAGCCUCCUUUUUCUGCCAAUUGCCUCAUUGUAAAGCAGACUACUUCUUUUAUAAAUAAAGCACACUCUACUUUAGAUCCACAUAUUCUGCGGAAAUAAAAGUUACACUUUGAU
Linum trigynum is the source of this 4613-nucleotide messenger RNA. NCBI's taxonomy places the organism in Eukaryota, Viridiplantae, Streptophyta, Magnoliopsida, Malpighiales, Linaceae. The record is from the annotation of a GenBank genome assembly.